Messenger RNA from Capsella rubella, 1510 nucleotides. RefSeq names its product protein MITOFERRINLIKE 1, chloroplastic. Lineage: Eukaryota; Viridiplantae; Streptophyta; Magnoliopsida; Brassicales; Brassicaceae. The transcript has a single exon. Gene Ontology annotation, cellular component: mitochondrial inner membrane. The record is from RefSeq and is a predicted model, not a curated record. Bases 122 to 1345 code for a protein of 407 amino acids. Gene Ontology annotation, molecular function: S-adenosyl-L-methionine transmembrane transporter activity.
UUCCUAGCCACUAAUUAUUACAAAACACGAAUUGAAUUUAAUUUAUUUUUGUUGGGUUUUGUACUCAUCUAUCAUCUUUAUAUGUUUGGUUCUCCUUGCUCAAGCUUCCCCCAAAUCAGCAAUGGAAGCUAGACUCUCCGAGACUCUUGGUCUCCCAUCUCCGAGUCGUAAUCACUGCCUUGUUCCAAACGAUUUCAAUUCCCUCUUCACUCAUUUCUCCGAUCUAACCUCCGUCCAAAGCCCUAUCGUCAGAAACCCUAAACCCAAAACCAAAACCAAAACCUCUCAGAAACUUACAGCAAAGUUGGGAAGAUCUAACCCAUGUUUUGCAUCUACAUCAGUCUCGGAUCCAAUCCACACCAAACCCGGAUCCGAAUUCCUGAAAUGGAUCAAACCCGCAUCACGAAACAGUCCAAGAAUUCAAACACUCAUGAAACAACUCUCUGUUUGGGAACGUGCCAUCAUCGGUGCAGGAGCCGGUGGACUUGCCGGAGCUUUUACAUACGUUGCUCUUCUCCCACUUGAUACAAUCAAAACCAAGCUUCAAACCAAAGGCGCGUCUCAGGUUUAUAGCAACGCGUUUGAUGCUAUAGUUAAAACAUUUCAAGCAAAAGGUGUGUUAGGUUUUUACAGUGGUGUCUCCGCCGUGAUUGUUGGGUCUACGUUUUCCUCCGCUGUGUAUUUCGGUACCUGUGAGUUUGGUAAGUCUCUACUCUCCAAAUUCCCGGAUUUUCCGACUGUGCUUAUCCCGCCUACUGCUGGUGCUAUGGGAAACAUAAUCUCGUCUGCUAUAAUGGUUCCUAAAGAGCUCAUUACACAGAGAAUGCAAGCUGGAGCUAGUGGGAGAUCGUAUCAAGUAUUGCUUAAGAUUCUUGAGAAAGAUGGAAUCUUGGGGCUUUAUGCGGGUUAUUCGGCUACAUUGUUGAGGAAUUUGCCGGCUGGUGUACUUAGUUAUUCGUCGUUUGAGUACUUGAAAGCUGCGGUUUUGGAGAAGACGCAGCAGAGUCAGCUUGAGCCUUUGCAGAGUGUUUGUUGUGGUGCGUUGGCUGGUGCGAUAUCUGCUUCGAUAACUACACCGUUAGAUGUUGUGAAGACUAGGCUGAUGACGCAGAUUCAUGUGGAGACAGUGAAUGAAAUGUAUUCUGGUGUAGCUGGGACAGUGAGUCAGAUACUAAAAGAGGAAGGUUGGGUUGGUUUUACUCGUGGCAUGGGACCUCGAGUUCUUCACAGCGCUUGUUUCUCAGCCAUCGGUUAUUUUGCAUUUGAGACUGCCAGGCUUACAAUCUUGAAUGAAUAUUUGAAGAGGAAAGAAGAUUCUGAAACUAAACUUGAUGCUGAUUCUUGAGUUUGGUUGUGCUAUUGUCCAUGGUUCUCAAAGAAGCAUUACUCUUUUAACAUUGUUGGGUUGUUUCAGGGACAAGCUGAGUUGUUUCAAAAAAUAUAUUCACUUUUGCUGCAUUUUCAUGCUGGCUUUAUCUAGUUUGUUUUCAAUCUGAUUCGAUUUCUUUCA